UGCGGCCGGGUCUGUAGCCUGACAGGUCCUUGAGCCGAGAAGCAUGAACCGCAGCCGCCAGGUGACAUGCGUGGCCUGGGUCCGCUGCGGCGUGGCCAAAGAGACGCCAGACAAGGUAGAGUUAAGUAAAGAAGAAGUAAAACGUCUCAUUGCUGAAGCAAAGGAAAAAUUGCAAGAAGAAGGUGGCAGUGAUGAAGAGGAGCCAGGCAAUCCUUCAGAAGAUGGCAUGCAAAGUGCACGCACACAGGCUCGACCAAGGGAGCCCUUGGAGGAUGGUGACCCAGAGGACGACAGGACGCUAGAUGAUGAUGAGCUGGCUGAGUACGACUUAGAUAAAUAUGAUGAGGAGGGUGACCCAG
Messenger RNA from Propithecus coquereli (Coquerel's sifaka), 359 nucleotides. Its product is annotated as periodic tryptophan protein 1 homolog. The transcript has 3 exons. The annotation marks the transcript as partial. Gene Ontology annotation, biological process: rRNA processing. Lineage: Eukaryota; Metazoa; Chordata; Mammalia; Primates; Indriidae. The record is from RefSeq and is a predicted model, not a curated record. Gene Ontology annotation, cellular component: nucleus.